Copidosoma floridanum is the source of this 3887-nucleotide messenger RNA. RefSeq names its product DNA damage-binding protein pic (gene pic). Gene Ontology annotation, cellular component: nucleus. Lineage: Eukaryota; Metazoa; Arthropoda; Insecta; Hymenoptera; Encyrtidae. Gene Ontology annotation, molecular function: protein binding; nucleic acid binding. The record is from RefSeq and is a predicted model, not a curated record.
ACUGUGUAUAGUCAAGGAUAGUGUAGUGUGAAAGUGUGUAGCGGUGGCGAUAAGCGAAAAAAAAAAGAGUGUUUUGUAAAAGACUAAAAAUCAUCAUCGGCCUCUAAAUCACGGAUGAAUUUGUAGCUUCGCCGAGGGCAGCGUCAAAUUAAACAAUGUUUCACCAUUACGUGGUAACGGCUCACAAGCCAACCUCCGUCUCGGCUUGCGUGACCGGCAACUUUACCUCUCCCACCGAUCUCAAUUUGAUUUUGGCCAAGAACACCCGUCUCGAAAUAUAUCUCGUAACACCUGAAGGGCUUCGACCUCUUAAAGAAAUUGGCAUCUACGGACGGAUUGAUGUUAUCAAGUUUUUCAGGCCACAGCACGAGAAGAAAGAUCUUCUUUUCUUGCUGACGUACAAGCUCAAUGCCAUGAUCUUGGAAUGCAUCGGAGAAGGAGAAGACAUUGAAAUCAUUACGAAAGCCCACGGGAACGUUUCUGACAGUAUUGGCAAGAUAUCCGAGAGUGGCAUCAAAGCUAUAAUUGAUCCCAAAGCGAGGGUCAUUGGUUUACGGCUUUAUGAUGGAUUGUUUAAAAUUAUUCCACUUGACAAAGACAAUCCAGAGCUGAAAGCAUCUUCCAUUCGUAUGGAUGAACAAAAUGUUCAAGACGUAAACUUUUUGCAUGGAUGCGUCAAUCCAACUUUGAUAUUGAUUCAUCAAGAUAUUAACGGCAGGCAUGUAAAAACGCAUGAAAUUUCACUAAAAGACAAAGAAUUUGUGAAAAUCCCGUGGAAGCAGGACAACGUUGAACGUGAAGCCAUAAUAGUCAUUCCAGUCCCGUCUCCGAUAUGUGGAGCAAUCAUAAUUGGACAAGAGAGCAUCAUGUAUCAUGAUGGUACAACUUAUGUUACUGUAGUACCACCAAUCAUAAAGCAAAGCACAAUCCAUUGCUAUGCCAAAGUGGAUAGCCAAGGCUUGAGGUAUCUCUUGGGUGACAUGGCCGGUCACUUGUUUAUGCUUUUUUUGGAACAAGACAAAAAACCAGAUGGUACAAUGGUUGUAAAAGAUUUGAAGGUUGAACUGCUUGGAGAAGUCAGUAUCCCAGAGUGUAUAACAUACCUGGAUAAUGGAGUUAUCUUCAUUGGUAGUCGCUUGGGUGAUUCUCAACUGAUCAAACUAAUCACCAAGGCAGACGAAAAUGGUUCCUACUGUGUCCUCAUGGAGAGCUUUACAAAUCUCGCUUCUAUAGUUGACAUGGCUGUUGUAGAUCUCGAGAGGCAAGGACAGGGUCAAAUAGUCACGUGCUCUGGCGCUUUCAAGGAAGGCUCACUGAGGAUCAUUAGAAAUGGAAUUGGCAUUCAGGAGCAUGCAAGUAUAGACUUACCUGGAAUUAAAGGCAUGUGGGCUUUAAAAGUAGGAGGAUGCAAUUUCGACAAUACUUUGGUAUUAUCGUUUGUCGGCCAAACAAGAAUACUUACAUUGAACGGAGAAGAAGUAGAAGAGACUGAAAUACCAGGUUUUGUUGCUGACGAGCAGACCUUCCACACGAGCAACGUUACAAACGAAGUCAUCAUUCAAAUAACCUCGGUUUCCGCCAGGCUUGUCUCUAACGCAACUAAAAAUGUCAUAUCCGAGUGGGAACCCGAAAAUAAGAAAACCAUCAGUGUUGUAGCAUGCAACGGAAAGCAAGUCCUCUGCGCGACAGGGAACGAAUUAUUUUACUUGGAAAUUAAUGACAAUCAAAUUGUUCCAAAGGGUUUUACUACCCUUCAGCAUGAAGUCGCCUGCCUGGAUACCUCUCCAUUGGGGGGAAAAAGUGAGGCGAGUCUUGUAGCUGUUGGCUUGUGGACAGACAUCUCGGUCCGUGUUUUAACUUUACCUAAUUUGGAAGAAGUUAAUAAGGAACUGCUUGGAGGUGAAAUUAUACCAAGAUCAAUAUUAAUGACGUGCUUUGAAGGAAAUUCUUAUCUUCUUUGUGCCUUGGGAGAUGGAAGUAUGUACUACUUUACUCUUAAUGAACAAAACGGAACACUGGCUGACAAGAAAAAGGUCACUCUUGGCACUCAGCCAACAGACUUGAGGACAUUCCGAUCUCUCUCCACUACAAACGUUUUUGCCUGCUCGGACAGACCAACUGUCAUUUACAGUUCCAAUCACAAGCUUGUAUUCAGUAAUGUCAACUUGAAAGAAGUAAAUCACAUGUGUUCAUUGAAUGCAGAAGCAUAUCCAGACAGUUUAGCUCUUGCAACAGACAGUACUGUCACAAUCGGUACCAUCGAUGAAAUACAGAAGCUUCACAUACGAACUGUACCCUUGGGUGAGUCCCCAAGAAGAAUCGCUUACCAAGAGGCAACUCAGACGUUUGGAGUAAUCACCACGCGCAUUGAUGUUCAAGAAAGCAAUGGAGUUACCAUUGUAAGAUCAUCCGCUUCUACUCAAGCAGCUUCUGUAUCAUCUAGCAGUGCACUUGCGUCACACAACAAACCCAGUAAUGCCACUAGCGAUGUUGGACAAGAAGUUGACGUUUAUAAUUUAUUGAUCAUUGAUCAGCACACAUUUGAAGUGCUUCAUGCACACACACUGAUGCCAAACGAGUAUGGAAUAUCAUUGACCUCAACUACAUUAGGAGAAGAUCCAACGCCGUAUUACAUUGUUGGUACUGCAUUUGUUAAUCCAGACGAAUCAGAACCAAAAAUGGGUAGAAUCUUACUUUAUCAUUGGAAUGAUGGAAAAUUAACACAAGUUGCCGAAAAAGAAAUCAAAGGUUCUUGUUAUUCCCUUGUUGAGUUUAAUAAGAAACUUUUAGCCAGUAUUAAUAGCACAGUCAGACUAUUUGAAUGGACAGCUGAAAAAGAAUUGAGGCUAGAGUGCAGUCACUUUAAUAAUGUUAUUGCUUUGUACCUAAAAACAAAAGGUGACUUUGUUCUUGUGGGUGAUCUGAUGAGAUCAGUCACAUUGCUGCAAUACAAAACUAUGGAAGGUAGUUUUGAGGAAAUCGCCAGGGAUUACAAUCCAAAUUGGAUGACUGCCAUUGAAAUUCUAGACGAUGAUACUUUCUUGGGGGCUGAAAAUCAUGACAAUCUUUUUGUAUGCCAAAAAGACAGUGCGGCAACAUCCGAAGAAGACAGACAACAAAUGCAAGAAGUUGGACAGUUUCAUUUAGGAGAUAUGGUAAACGUAUUCAGACACGGAUCCUUGGUCAUGCAGCAUUUAGGCGAAUCCAGCACUCCAACGCAAGGUUGCGUUCUGUUUGGUACCUUGAAUGGUGCGAUUGGUUUGGUUACGCAAAUCCCGGCGUCUUUCUAUGAACUCCUUCGUAAUCUAGAAGACAGGCUUGCAUCUGUCAUCAAAAGUGUAGGAAAAAUCGAACACAGUUUCUGGAGAAGUUUCUAUACGAAUUUGAAAACGGAACAGUGCGAAGGAUUCAUUGACGGCGAUUUGAUCGAAAGUUUUUUGGAUUUGAGUCAUGAAAAAAUGGCUGAAGUUGCAAUGGGUCUGAUUGUAAGUUUCAUAUCAAGCAAUGGAAUGAAGAGAGAAGCAACUGUUGACGAUUUGGUAAAGAUUGUUGAAGAUCUGACAAGAAUACACUAAGUAGCGGUUUCUCAAAGUUUUAAUUAUAAAGAUUUAUAAGUAUAAAAAAUCGAAAACAAGGAACGAAAUGGAACAACGUAAACCAGUUAAUUUUAAAUUGUCAUUCAAAAAGCACUCAGUAUGCUCACAAGUUUUGUAAAUAUGUAAGAAUCAUGGCAUCUAAAUAAGGAUCUUCGCAAGAUUAGUGAAAAAUCAAUAUGUUAAUGAAAAAAGACGUUCUAACUUGUAGUUUUGAACGAACUGAAUGAUUAUAUUGUGUUAAUUUUAGAUUUAAGCUUUCUCUACGAAAAUAUAGAUUUUCAAAAACACCAA